Molecule: messenger RNA, 687 nt
Organism: Knipowitschia caucasica
Lineage: Eukaryota; Metazoa; Chordata; Actinopteri; Gobiiformes; Gobiidae
Source: the annotation of a GenBank genome assembly
AUGGCGCAGUCCGCCGCUCUCAAGCUGCCUGAGUUUUGGGAGACGUCCGCCGCAACGUGGUUUGCUCAGGCGGAGGCUCAGUUCGCCCUCCGUGGAAUUACUGACGAUGACACGCGCUAUUACCAUGUCGUCUCGGCGCUCGGGAGCUCCACGGCGACCAGGGCAGUGAGUUUCAUUACUUCUCCUCCAGCCCACGGGAAGUAUGCGGGGAUUAAGGCAUAUCUGCUGAAGAUUUUUGAACUGUCACGAUCCGAACGGGCCCGACGCCUCCUUUCUAUGCAGGGCCUGGGGGAUAGCAGGCCCUCAGAACACAUGGAGGUGAUGUUAAACCUGCUGGGCAGUGAAGAGCCAAAUUUCCUCUUUGUGGAACUGUUUCUGCGACACAUGCCACCUCACGUGCAGACGGCUCUCGCGAAUACAGCCAUUACGGAGCCACGUGCUCUGGCGGAGGAGGCGGACCGGUUCUUCCUGGCCACCCAUCGUUUCGUCCCUGACGUGUUGGCCCCGACACGCAGCUACACCCCCCCUGCUGCGGCCGCUCUGCCUGUUAGGGGGCGCAUGGUGACUGACGGCCCGGCCAGCCCUGGGUUGUGCUACUUCCAUGCACGUUUCGGGGCCAAAGCUAAGAGGUGCCGCUCCCCAUGCAGUUUCAACGCGACGGGAAACGCCAAGGCCUGCGCUCAGUAG